AUGUCGAACCGUUACGAAAGAGAAGCUGAAGACCGCUACGAGGCUGACAACGACGCCUCCCCUGUCUCGGGCACUGUCUAUGACAACUCCUAUGCCCAUGAGACCCGGUCAGGCCUACGGGGACACAUUCCUGUGCAGAAGGACGAGGACAGUUAUGAAGACCCCAUGCAGCCUCCUUUCUCUAACUCGGACCAGCAGCUCGCCCAAGACGAAAAGGAGGCCAUUGAUCAAUCCAACAUCCUGCAGGGAAGCCGCCUGCGUCAUGCGAAGCCAUCGACACGGAACGCCUACAACGAAGGUCCCGAUGAGGACGACCUGCCUGAAGAAGUACUCUAUGGUAAUUCCGGUGUUUCCAGCACUGGUGGCGUGGCUUAG
Molecule: messenger RNA, 375 nt
Organism: Aspergillus saccharolyticus JOP 1030-1
Lineage: Eukaryota; Fungi; Ascomycota; Eurotiomycetes; Eurotiales; Aspergillaceae
Exons: 2
Coding region: 1-375 (124 amino acids)
Source: RefSeq, a predicted model, not a curated record